AUGGGACAAACGAAUGGGAAAAAAAAGAAACAACUAAUUUCACAAAAUGAUAUAUUAACGGAGUUUGCCAAUGAAGAUGAAUUAGGAUCUGAUGAAGAAGAUUACGACGAAGUUAAUUGUGAUGCGAAAGCAAAAAUAAGUUUUGUUAAAGAAGAAUUAGUAUUAGAAUGGUGGCACAAAUUGUCAUUGAAUUAUCCACAACUUAGUAUUCUGGCAAAAUGGCUAUUAGGAAUUCCAGCUAGUUCAGCAACAAAUGAACGUAUUUUCAGUGCAAGUGGAAGAAUUUUAGAAGAAAGAAGACAAAAUUUAAACGGCGAGAUUGUUAAUGAUAUUUUAUUUUUAAGAAACUUUCGAAAUAUGUUAUAA
Molecule: messenger RNA, 366 nt
Organism: Rotaria sp. Silwood2
Lineage: Eukaryota; Metazoa; Rotifera; Eurotatoria; Philodinida; Philodinidae
Source: the annotation of a GenBank genome assembly